Messenger RNA from Komagataella phaffii GS115, 1386 nucleotides. RefSeq names its product Member of the Sir2 family of NAD(+)-dependent protein deacetylases. Gene Ontology annotation, molecular function: NAD+ binding. The transcript has a single exon. Lineage: Eukaryota; Fungi; Ascomycota; Pichiomycetes; Pichiales; Pichiaceae. Bases 1 to 1386 code for a protein of 461 amino acids. The record is from RefSeq and is a predicted model, not a curated record.
AUGAGAACACUCCUUCUGGACCCGGAGGACCGAGAGGACAAGCUGUGUCUGUCCAUGAUUAACCAGAAGGUUUCCAAGUCCAAGAAAAUGCUCUGCUUGACAGGCGCUGGAAUAUCUUGUAACGCUGGGAUCCCAGAUUUCCGCUCCAACAAGGGUUUAUACAACCUUGUGAAGCAAGAGAACAAAGGAGUCAAAAGCUUGAACAAAGGGCAGGAUCUGUUUGACAUAUCUUUGUUUCGACAAGAAGAAACGAUUCAGAUUUUCAACCGUUUUAUGCAUUCAUUAUAUGAGCACUCCCGCCAAAUUCAGCCCACAGAUACACAUUUGUUUAUAAAACAUUUAUACGAGAGGAAAAAGCUAAUAAGGUGCUACACACAGAACAUUGAUGGGCUUGAAAGGAAACUGGGGCUGGUCACAGACAAUACUAAUGAACUCAAAUGGAAAGACUUACAGAUAGUCCAGUUACACGGAGAUUUACACAAACUGUCUUGUACUAAUUGCUCUAACAAAUUCUCCUGGAAUCUAGAAUACGAAACUCUUCUUCAUAAUGGAGAGUCUCCCGAAUGUCCCAAAUGUUUGGAGUUUUACUUUGCAAGGUUAAGCCAAGGAAAGAGACUCAGCAGCAUUAACAUAGGAAUCCUCAGACCCAACAUCAUACUCUAUGGUGAAAAUAAUGAGUACAGCGAAUACUUAGUCAGAGGAUUCAACCAAGACUUAAACAAAAGACCCAACAUUUUGUUGAUUUUUGGCACCUCAUUGAAGGUCAAUGGUGUUCAAAGUCUGGUUAAAAAGAUAGCCAAAAAUCUUCACGAAGAUGAUAGCAAGGGAAUAGUAAUCUAUAUCAAUAAGACCCCACUGAACAGCUCUUGGAACUCUAUAGUGGAUUUCCACAUUCAAGCAGAUUGUGACGAAUGGGUCCAACAUCUUAGAGCAAAUUUUCCAGAUUUGUUUUUAACUCAGUCUCAACUGGAUCUUAGGAAGAAUAAAAAGAAAAGAAGCAUCAUCAAAGAGGAGAAUAACUGCACCACAGGCGAUAUAUCGUUAACACCUCCAGUGACUCCGACAAAAGUUAAGUCGGAAAAUGCAAGAUUAACUAACCUGAAACCAUCUGAUAAUAUACAAGAAUACAUUAGCUUACUAGACGAUACAGAUCAAGGUGAGCUUACCGAUGAAGAUGGAGAAAACAGCAACUUACUACCCUCCCCUAUGAAUUCCAUGAACUCGAUGACCGAACAAAAUACAAAUAUAAAGCAAGAAACGAAUCCUAUCACAGUCCAAUCCAAACGCAUAAAACCCACUGUUGGUUCCACGAGGCGUGUACUCAAAGCUAGAAAUAUCCCCCGGAGGAAAAACAAGAUUCCACAGGCAGAGACUAUUGCAAUAUAA